Molecule: messenger RNA, 2205 nt
Organism: Drosophila obscura
Lineage: Eukaryota; Metazoa; Arthropoda; Insecta; Diptera; Drosophilidae
Gene: Drep1
Product: DNA fragmentation factor subunit alpha
Exons: 4
Coding region: 232-1143 (303 amino acids)
Biological process (GO): regulation of apoptotic process; apoptotic process
Source: RefSeq, a predicted model, not a curated record
AAAGCUCGCACAAAAAACUCAGCUAAAUAAACUGAUUCUCACUUCAAGUGCAACUUGUAAAGGAAUUCAAAAGGCAAAAACUCGUAGCGUGGUGUGGGUGUGUCGGUGUAACAAUUGGAAACAAAUCGACGAUUGGAUUAUAAUGUUUGCUGUGUAGAAUAGUUUACUAGACGCUUGCUUGGAACGAGCAUAGUUUAAAGUACUAUUAAAUCUCAGAAGUGAAUUGAAACAAUGCCCAACGCCAAGGAAACAACAACCAGUUCGGGCAACAACUCGAAAAAGCCGUUCAAAGUCAAGGACGUAACGCGAAACAUUAAGAAGGCCGUGUGCGCCGCCAGCCUGGAGGAGAUACGGGACAAGGUGGCGGAGAAGUUCGGCCAGUGUGACCACGUGCCCACCAUCCACCUGGACUCGGAUGGCACCGAGAUCGACGACGAGGAGUACUUUCGCACUCUCGACGAGAACACGGAGCUGGUGGCUGUCUUCCCCGGCGAACACUGGAUCGAUCCCACGCACUACGUGACCAUAACCACGCCGCAUGGCAGCGAGACCGUGACGGGCAAUGGCGACAGCUCUCCAGGAGGAGGAGUACUCGGUGGAAGCUGUGACGGUGGCGACACCACAGAUGCCAACAACUCGGAGUCGGCGGCACGCAUCCGGCAGCUGGUCGGACAGCUGCAGAACAAUCUCUGCAACGUUUCGGUGAUGAACGAUGCGGAUCUGGACUCGCUAUCCAACAUGGAUCCCAAUUCGUUGGUGGACAUCACCGGCAAAGAGUUUAUGGAGCAGCUUAAGGAUGCGGGCAGACCGCUGUGUGCCAAGCGCAAUGCCGAGGAUCGUCUCAAUUUGCUGAAGCUGCUCAAGGCCGGGGCCAUCUUCUGCUCGGAACGUUAUCCGGAAGAUGCCGAGGCCAUCGACCGCGAGAUCGGACGCCAGCUGAACGAGGCGGAGAGCGGACAGUUAACGGCCACGACGGCCAGCAACACGCGCACCAUCGAGGUGGUGCAGUGCGACAAUCAGAACACGACGAUAACCAUUACUGUGGGCGAGGCCAGCAGCACCUGCAUGGCCACUGCCUCGGUGGAGGCGGCGGCCAACGAGGCCAAUGCCAAUGCGAACGGGAAUGCCGGUGGCGACAUCUGACUGCCCAUUCUGGGCAGCCUCAGGUGAAAAUCUGUCGGUCGCGGAUUAGACUAGGAGAUGAGAAUCAGCGAAGGAAAUUAAGGAGCGCUUACGGAGACAUCAGUCCUGCAACAAUGGGUUAACAUACAUAUAAUAUACAGUUGUAGCUUGUAAUUAGGCGCUGCGGCAGCUGCAGAAACAAAUUUAAAUUGAAACGAAACGAAGACAAAAUCAAUCGAGAAAUCACAGAGAAAGCUUCAUAGGAUCUAAGAGCAAAUGAAAGUUAACGACAAAAUACACGUGUAUUAGUAUUAAACAGACAUACAUACAUACACAAAUACAUAUAUAAAGAAUAAGGAGGCGAUGCCACAUAGCUUUGAAGAGUCUUUUAGCAAUCAGGAGGUCAGUCAGGUCAGUGUCAGUGUCAUAAACCCCAUUAACCGCCAAACUAAUAAUAAUAAUCAAACCCAAAUGAAGUAGAAAAUUAGAUAUUACAAUGAGAUGAAUUCACAAGUCUAGAUAAAAACCCCAGAGAAGAGUGUUGUCGCUGUUGUUGUUGGUUGAUUUUCGGCCACUUUGGAGAUUUUGUUCGUGUCGUUAAUUAAUUGUAUUUAAUCGAGUUAUGCAAAAGGAGACAGAAGAGACGCACAUCAAAAAAUUGUUUUUACACCGAUGCCAUUGUGAAUGUCAUUCGUUAAAGGCCAAUUGAGACUGACUGUAUUUAUGUGUAUUAAUCGUAAUAGAUUUUUGUGGGCCGCAAUCUCGGCCCGGGUGAAGAUGGAUAGGCGGAUGUAUGGAUGGAAGGAUGGAAGGAGGCACCCCAAAGACAACCCAUGGUUCUAUUGUCGAGUGAAUUUAAGCAACGACAAACAUUAACAUUAGCAAUUUAAACAAUAAACAAUAAACGCGACAUUCAAUUGCACGACAAACAAACAAAACCAAAAAACAAACAAAUAACACCAAAUACAAAAUACAAAACCCAACCACGAAAACUGUCUACAAUUGGAAUAAGCAAUAAGGGAAGGAUCCGAAUGGAAACAAAACAAUUAUUAACUUUAGCAAAGUGAAACGAAUACUCGUACC